AUGACGACCACCAAGCUUGCGAGUGGCUUUGUUGCCCUUCUCGGUCUGACCUCCAUGGUUCAUGGAGAGAAGUUUUCCAAAGGGGACCUCCUUCUUUGUGACUGUGGCAUUGGGGACGACAAGGAACACCCAGACUGGUCCACGUCUCGCCAGAUGAACUGGUACGAAGACAUCAAAUGGCCGGCUUCUGCUGCCAAAUAUCCCGAAGCUCCAGAAAUGGCUGUUCAGGUUCCCUACAAAGACGGUACUUAUCCCUGGCUGCCCCAAGGCGUCACUGCUACCAUGCCCAACGGUGACGUGUGGACUGCCUACAUUGAAGAUGGAACUCCUGAUGGCUUCAAGGCGGGCAGCGCUGUCUCAAGCAAAGACGGCAAGAACAUGUUGAACUGCUGGGCUUACCGCGGUCGCCCUGUCAGUGCGGCCAUUAACAAGACUGUCAAUCAUGAUGCCAUUUGUUGGACUGCUUUUGUCUGCAAUCAUGACAACCAGCCCCCUACUCGGCCCAAGGAUAUGGACCACCCUUCUACCAUGACUUCCUCCACUGCCAGUCCUGCCACUACCUUUUACACUCGUCCUCCCAAGACUGUCACUUCUACUGUUACUACCUCGGGGUCGCCUGCGCCAACUUACAACCCCAACAAGGGCACUCUGAGCGUUUACUCAGGUGUAAACCCCCGAUUCAUCAAUUGGCAAGAUACCUGGCAGUCCUUCAUCAACCACUUCAUCUGGGACAAGAACACUGGCCGUUGCAUUGGCGAGCCAGCCAUUGGUCCCGGAUACAACAUCACCAUCGACUGUGCGGGUAUUCAGAUUGACGAAGACACUCACAUGACACUUCUUCUGAUCAAGGCUUUAAGAGACGUUGGCCUUAACAGCCUGUGGUUCAAUCAAAACCCUGUCAUCCCUGGGGGAAGUGGCAACAACAACACUUCGCAAAACUGGGUGGUGAUGCCCGAAUCCUUCAACUUACAGGCUACUGAUCUUGCCACCAACAAUGUGGUUGGCCGUCUCUCUUACAAAACUCAUUACGCUGGGUACCUUACCACUCCAUGCUCCACCUGCGAGACUGGUCGCUUCGACAAGAACUUCUUUGACCCGAUCAUUGCAGCUGUGAAGGGAAGUUACCCGGCGUUUAACAACUUUACAAUUCAGGGACAGUGCGAUCCUUGGAUGGCAUGCGAUUGA
Pochonia chlamydosporia 170 is the source of this 1185-nucleotide messenger RNA. RefSeq lists its product as hypothetical. The coding region runs from base 1 to 1185 and encodes 394 amino acids. The record is from RefSeq and is a predicted model, not a curated record. NCBI's taxonomy places the organism in Eukaryota, Fungi, Ascomycota, Sordariomycetes, Hypocreales, Clavicipitaceae. The transcript has a single exon.